Messenger RNA from Haliotis rufescens (red abalone), 1478 nucleotides. Its product is annotated as holocytochrome c-type synthase-like. NCBI's taxonomy places the organism in Eukaryota, Metazoa, Mollusca, Gastropoda, Lepetellida, Haliotidae. Gene Ontology annotation, cellular component: mitochondrion. The coding region runs from base 225 to 1058 and encodes 277 amino acids. The transcript is spliced from 6 exons. Gene Ontology annotation, molecular function: holocytochrome-c synthase activity. The record is from RefSeq and is a predicted model, not a curated record. Gene Ontology annotation, biological process: cytochrome c-heme linkage.
CCAAAUACGCAUGCGCAGUUUUAAAGGAAGUUGAAGGGAAAGCAGACGGAACAUGUGCGUGUGCUUCACUUGACAUUGACAAGACUUUGACCGUUAAGAUACAGGAAAUUGUUAGUUGAACAUGUGAUUAAAAUAUUUCCCCAAGUACAACUGGUGCCAGUGUCCUGUCAUCGAUCAGCAUAAAAGGUCCUUUCCCUGUCCCGGCAGCCUGCCACUCUGAAGCCAUGGGUGCCUCCAACUCUACACCUGCCUCACCCACUGUUGCCAGUACCCAGGCUGGCCCACCCAGUGAAUGCCCCAUGCAUCAGAAGCAGUCAGCUAAGGAUGUGAAUGCUAUGAUGUCGGCAGCUCCCUCAGCCUACCCCAGUGAAUGUCCCAUGCACCAGCAAGCACAACAAGGGAAAAUCAACCCUGAAAAUAUGAUGCCUCCCCCAAACCAGAGACCAGCCCCAGACCAGCCCUUUUCCCUGCCCACAGAUCGAGUUACGUCCAAAAUACCGAAGGUUGGCGCAGAAAAUGAAAACUGGGUUUACCCUUCUCAACAGAUGUUUUGGAACGCUAUGCUUAGAAAGGGAUGGCGAUGGAAGGAUGACAACAUGAAGCCUGAAGACAUGAAUCACAUCAUCAACAUCCACAAUGCCAACAAUGAGCAAGCCUGGGAAGAAGUGCUCAAGUGGGAAGCCAUGCAUGCCAGGCAGUGUGACUGUCCAAAGUUGAAGAGGUUUGGUGGCAAAGCGAAAGAGUUUUCCCCUAGAGCAAGGAUUCGGAGCUGGUUUGGGUAUGAGCUCCCUUUUGACCGGCAUGACUGGAUUGUUGACCGCUGUGGCAAGGAAGUUCGCUACAUUAUUGACUAUUAUGAUGGUGGAGCAGUGAAUAAAAGCACUUACGAGUUCACGCUUUUAGACGUGCGACCAGCGUUCGAUUCUCCAGGUGCAGCUUGGGACAGGAUGAAAGUGGCCUUUAUGAGAUGGAAGAUGAGUUCCCGUGAUAAAGAGUCGCAGGCAAACUCUAAGGCUGUGUUUCACGACAAGGAAGCGGUAAAGAGCAGCUCAGACUAGCCGUAACAUAAAUCUUGACCAGUUUCACUGGCAUCGGUUUUAAGGGUGAGGAUUUAUUGAGGAAACUAGUGUUACUCCGGAUGCAAGUGAGGAUUGUGUAGGGGACUCCUGUGACGAGAGCAGGGAGUGGCGGUGAUGAGGCUGUCAGAUGACUGUGACGAAAGCAUCAGCGGGAAGCAUGGUGGCCACACCUGGACUAGGCCAACACUACACAUUGAUGAAUGUAUAGUACUACCAGAGAACGAUUGCAGAAGAAGGUCAAAUCAUGUCAUGACUUUGUAUUUGUACAUGGUUUGCUAUCAACAUCUUCAAAUUUCACAAGUAUUUAUUGAUUAUUUGAUGCCUUUUUCUUUUUGUUAAAUGGCAUGAUUCAUUGUGUAACUUGUAAUUGUUUGAAAAUAAAGUUACGUUUUCAUUUAA